AAGGCACCGGGAUCCGUACAGGUCCAGGGCCGCGGAGGCCACUUCCCGGAAAAGUUGCCCUCGGGGCUUGAGGACGCGAUGGCUGUCGUUCUCCUGAGGCCCCACACGGCCUGGGCCGUGUCUCUGUCGGUGUCGGCGCGCGGGCUCGGGGCCGUGGGCGCCUCACGGGCGGCAGGAAUCCACACAGGCUUGCGGUACCAGCAACGCUACGGCUUCCUGUCUUACAUACUUGGAGAGAGAACCACAAAGAGGUUCACGGAGAAAAGCAAAGUGAUCACCGUGGAGGGCAACGUCCGCUCUGGAAAAAGCGAGCUGGCCAGACAGCUGGCCGAAAAGCUAGGUUUGAAACACUUCCCUGAAGCUGACAUACAUUACUCGGAGAAAAACUCAGGCGAUGGGACUGUCCUGAGUCUGGAGCUGGGGGGCAACUGCAGCUUGGAGAAGUUUUAUGAUGACCCCAGGAGUAAUGACGGCAAUGCUUACCGCCUGCAGUCCUGGCUCUAUGCUAACCGCCUCCUGCAGUACUCGGACGCCCUGGACCACCUGCUGAGCACAGGGCAGGGUGUAGUUCUGGAGCGCUCCAUCUUCAGUGACUUUGUCUUCACGGAGGCCAUGUUCAAGCAAGGAUUCAUCCGAAAACAGUGUGUGGAGCACUAUGAGGAAAUCAAACGUCUCACCGCCCCACAGUAUUUGCCGCCUCACCUGAUCAUAUACAUUGAUGUACCUGUUCCUGAGAUCCUGAAGAAGAUUCAGGAGAAAGGAAAUGCCCAUGAAAAGAAAAUCACAGCUGCCUACCUACAGGACAUUGAAAAUGCUUACAAGAAAACCUUCCUUCCAGAAAUGAGUGCAAAUUGUGAGAUUUUACAAUAUACGGCAAAGGAAGCAAAGGAUGUGGACAAGGUUUUAGAAGAUAUCGAGUAUGUCAAGUUUGAUAAGGGCCCUUGGCUGGAGCAAAAUGAUCGUUCUCUCCACCACCUGAGGAUGCUGGUCCAGAAUAAAUACGAAGUAGUGAAUUACACGACCGUUCCCAUCUAUCUCCCGGAGAUCACCAUCGGAGCUCACCAGUGCGAUCGCCUCUACCACCAGUUCAGAGAGCUGAAAGGUCACAAAUACAAUCCAGGCUAUAAUGCAGACAUGGGGGACAAGUGGAUCUGGCUGAAAUGAAGCCUUUCUUCCUUGGAGCAGCUACAGAGCCCUGACAAUACAAGAACCAGUCAACAUGGAAAUGAGCCUCCAGUUACAGGAUAGAAGAAGGGAAUGGCCUCACCGAGCCCGGGCUGCUUGUGGCAUGCUCAUGAGCUUUCUCCUUGGAUCUCUAGCAAUAUUGGUUAAAGAAAUUCAAAAUAAAAAAAACCUGGUUCCCCAAACUGGUUGUUAGGACCAGAAAUGCCUUUCUUCCCUUGCCCCGGUCCCUGGCCACUGUAGGGUCUGUAUUUUGCUUCCUCAGACUUCCAAGAAAUAAAACCUUUUCCUUGGAA
Molecule: messenger RNA, 1478 nt
Organism: Trichosurus vulpecula (common brushtail)
Lineage: Eukaryota; Metazoa; Chordata; Mammalia; Diprotodontia; Phalangeridae
Gene: NDUFA10
Product: NADH:ubiquinone oxidoreductase subunit A10
Exons: 10
Coding region: 79-1164 (361 amino acids)
Biological process (GO): mitochondrial electron transport, NADH to ubiquinone
Cellular component (GO): cytoplasm
Source: RefSeq, a predicted model, not a curated record